AUGAAGUUGUCUAACCCGGGAACCGUUCCCGUAUAUACAAUUUCGGGCGCCUCUACAGCCCGACCUCUUCCCGACUGGCUUGCGCGACGCAGAAAGCGAAGUUUGAAGGAUGAUGCCGAAUACCAAAACCGUGUCGAGCUCCUACAAGAUUUCGAGUUCGAGGAAGCCAGCAACUGCAUCCGUGUCAGUGAGGAUGGCGACUGGAUCAUGAGCACCGGUACAUACAAGCCGCAGAUGCAUGUUCACAACUUACCUCAGCUGUCGCUUUCUUUCGCCCGUCACACGAACUCUCUCAACCACUCUUUUGAACUUCUAUCAUCCGACUACUCCAAGUCUAUCCAUCUACAGACCGAUCGCCGCCUCGAAUUUCACACUCCCAUGGGCUGCCACUACGAAGUUCGUCUUCCUAGAUAUGGUCGAGACCUCGUCUACGAUCGACAGUCUACCGAGGCUCUUGUGCCAUCUGUGGGUUUGGAUGGUGACGGCAAGGGUGAAGUAUUCCGCAUGAAUCUCGAGUUGGGACGUUUCAUGAAGUCUUACCAGGUCGAUGUUGGUGGCGAUGACGAAUUGACCGGCGGUGGUUUGCAGGGAGGCAUCGGGGUCGGCAGUGUCAACACUGCAACCAUUGCUGAGAAUACUCAUAACUUGCUUGCUUUCGGUACUUCGAUAGGAACAGUCGAGUUCUGGGAUCCUCGAUCCAAGUCCAGAGUUGCCCUAUUGGGAGGCCACGAAGGUGAAGUCACAGCACUUGAUUUCAGUCCUUCUGGUCUGUCUAUCGUGACUGGCUCGUCGACUGGCAUGAUGCAAAUUUUUGAUCUGCGACGACCUGUUCCUCUCAUGAAGAAGGAUCAAGGCUACGGAUUUGCAAUCAAGAAGCUCAUGCACAUGACAACGGUUUCACAAGAGAAGAAGAUCCUAUCAGCGGACAAGCGCAUCAUUAAGCUGUGGGAUGAGGAGACAGGAGACCCUUGGACAUCCGUGGAACCUAUCGUGGACAUCAACGACGUUGCUUGGUGCAAGGAUACUGGUAUGAUCAUGACAGCCAACGAAGGCAAGCAGCAGCACGCCUUCUUCGUUCCUCAGCUUGGUCCAGCGCCCAAGUGGUGCUCAUUCUUGGACAACAUGGUCGAAGAGAUGGCGGAGGAGGUGCACACCGAGACAUACGACAACUACAAGUUCUUGACGCUUCCCGAAUUGAAGCAACUGAGCUUGUCUCAUCUUGUUGGAAAGACCAACUUACUCCGACCAUACAUGCACGGUUACUUUGUUGCCUCCAAGCUGUACGAGCAGGCUAGGUUGAUUGCCAACCCCUACGUCUGGGAGGAAGAGAGAACGAAGCGUAUUAAGGACAAGGUUGAGAAGGAGCGCGCAAGCAGAAUCAGAGGCACCAAGAAGGUCAAGGUUAACCAGAAGUUGGUCGACAAGCUUCUCAAGAAACAGGAGAACAGAGAAGAGGUCGACACCAAGGCUGGCAUUCUUGGCGAUUCUCGUUUCAGCAAGAUGUUCGAGGAUGAAGCCUUCCAGGUCGACGAGAAUACUGGAGAAUUCCGUGCCCUCAACCCAAGCACCGCGGUGGAACAAGCCAUGGAAGCCAACAAGGGCUCGACUCGCUACCAAGGCAAGGACUCCGACGAAGAUGAGUCUAGUGAUGAGGAGAAGGAGAAGCCAGUCGCCGCACCCAGGAAGAAGUCCAAGGACGAUGAUGUUGUCAUGCGCGUCUCCUCAACCAGCAAUCAGGGACGAGAGGUCAGGGAUACAGCGUUUGGUUCAAGACAUCAGAAGUCAGGACGCAUCAACAAGGCUCGUGGCGAAGUUGUCGGCGAACGACAAGUAUCAUUUGUCCCAGAGUCAAAGAGGAAGCAGAAGAAGCGAGAGGAGGAGUUGCCUGCUGAGCCCCGAGAUAAGCGAACUGGAGCUGCUCGACGAAGUGCCAGCGGCAACACAUUUAGACGCAUAUAA
Molecule: messenger RNA, 1959 nt
Organism: Fusarium coffeatum
Lineage: Eukaryota; Fungi; Ascomycota; Sordariomycetes; Hypocreales; Nectriaceae
Exons: 1
Coding region: 1-1959 (652 amino acids)
Biological process (GO): maturation of SSU-rRNA from tricistronic rRNA transcript (SSU-rRNA, 5.8S rRNA, LSU-rRNA)
Cellular component (GO): small-subunit processome; nucleus; 90S preribosome
Molecular function (GO): protein binding
Source: RefSeq, a predicted model, not a curated record